GUUUCUGGUCAGCAAGCAUCAUCAAGUUAUCUAAAGGUCGUAAAGAGAUCGCAAUUUACCAGCUCUGAUAAGAUGGUAAGACUGAUGGACGAAGUGGAGUCCAUAUUCACAAAGCACUUCGCAAACAAUGACAGGAAAAAGGCUAUGAAGUUCUUGAGACCCCACCAGCAGAAAGAUUCUCACAUGGUCACUUUCUUUGUUGGAUUAUUUACUGGUUGCUUUGUCUCACUGUUUAGUAUUUACAUAAUACUGGCCCAUCUUUCUGGAAUUUUCACCUCUGGUGCUCAAGUUUCAUAUUUAGAGACUGUUUAUCCUGUUUUCAGCGUGUUUGCGUUGCUGAGUCUACACAUGUUCAUGUAUGGAUGCAAUCUGUUUAUGUGGAAGAGCACGAGGAUAAACUACACCUUUAUCUUCGAGUUUGCACCAAACACAGCGUUGCGUUACCGAGACGCGUUUCUAAUGGGAACCACGUUUAUGACAUCAGUCGUGGCCGCUAUGGUUAUACAUCUCAUCCUCCGCGCCGCCGGUUUUUCCGCCAGUGAAGUCGACACCAUUCCUGGCAUCCUUCUCUUGAUCUUCAUUUGUGUCUUGAUAUGCCCUUUCGACACAUUCUAUCGUCCUACAAGAUUCUGCUUCAUUUGCAUCUUACGUAACAUUGUUUGCUCACCGUUCUACAAGGUUUUGAUGGUUGACUUUUUCAUGGCUGAUCAACUUACUAGCCAGAUUCCAUUGCUAAGACAUAUAGAGUCGACCGCGUGUUACUUCAUGGCUCAAAGCUUUCGAACACACGAGUAUAAUACCUGCAAAAACGGAAGAAUCUACAGAGAACUUGCUUACCUAAUCUCUUUCUCACCUUACUUCUGGCGUGCCAUGCAAUGCAUAAGGAGAUGGUGGGACGAAUCAAACACCGAUCACUUAGUCAACAUGGGGAAAUACGUUUCUGCGAUGGUUGCUGCCGGAGUCCGCAUAACCUACGCAAGAGAAAACACCACCCCGUGGUUAGCCGUCCUGCUGGUGAGCUCGGUCGUGGCCACGCUUUACCAGUUAUACUGGGACUUUGUCAAAGAUUGGGGUCUUUUGAACCCUAAAUCCAAAAACGCAUGGCUAAGGGACGAUCUAGUUCUCAAGAACAAGAACUACUACUAUUUCUCCAUUGUGGUGAAUUUGGUAUUGCGAGUUGCUUGGAUCGAGACAAUAGUAAGAUUCAGAGUCAAUCCUGUUCAGUCUCAUUUGUUAGAUUUCUUAUUGGCAUCACUUGAAGUCAUUCGUCGAGGCCAUUGGAACUUCUACAGAGUGGAGAAUGAGCAUUUGAACAACGUGGGCCACUUUAGGGCAGUGAAGACCGUACCAUUACCGUUCCGUGACAUGGAUUCAGACGAUUAAACAAAAAUAAUAAAAUGGAGAGUCAGUCUUGAACCAGGUUCCAUGAAGCAUCUCGGAGAAAACCUCUGGGGGGGGGGGGAAUCGCUUAACUAUUUACCCAUUAAACAAACAGAAGAGGGGACUGCUGGAUUCUUGAUUUUACAAAACUUUCCAAGUGCAAAGACAAUUUAGCUUGCCAGUUCAUAAUAUUAAUUUUCUGUAAAUUUUGAUUAGAGGUUUAUGUUCAACUCUUCUCUUCUUUUCUAAUAAAACUGUCGCUAUAUUUUCUAUG
Molecule: messenger RNA, 1654 nt
Organism: Raphanus sativus (radish)
Lineage: Eukaryota; Viridiplantae; Streptophyta; Magnoliopsida; Brassicales; Brassicaceae
Product: phosphate transporter PHO1-like
Biological process (GO): cellular response to phosphate starvation; phosphate ion transport
Cellular component (GO): cytoplasm; plasma membrane; Golgi apparatus
Molecular function (GO): inositol hexakisphosphate binding
Source: RefSeq, a predicted model, not a curated record